Lytechinus pictus (painted urchin) is the source of this 4571-nucleotide messenger RNA. RefSeq names its product actin, clone 302-like. The transcript is spliced from 13 exons. The coding region runs from base 1 to 1635 and encodes 544 amino acids. NCBI's taxonomy places the organism in Eukaryota, Metazoa, Echinodermata, Echinoidea, Temnopleuroida, Toxopneustidae. The record is from RefSeq and is a predicted model, not a curated record.
AUGACAAGAAUAGACCAGUUGGAGGUCAGGGUUGAUGGCAACGGGAGCAAGGUACCACUACUGCGAGAACUCUAUUCCAAUGUUCAGCGACAUAAGGACCAAACAACGGGUCAGAGGUACUCCAGGAAUGAUUCUAGUCCUAAGUCAAAUAGAGCAGGUGAGAUCAGCAUGGAGGGAUACAUGGAAAAACUACCAAUGGGAAGAAGGAGAGCAUCACUUAUCAAGAAAUGGAAGAAAAGAUACUUCAGAGCUAAGGCAGGGAAUCUUUUCUAUUAUGAGGAUCACAAAGCCAAGAAGUCACUAGGAUAUAUUCAUCUGAUAGGAGGCAAGGUCACAGAGAUCAGUAACAAGGUCUUAGAAGUAACAGAUAUGAGAGGUAGAGUACUGCUACUGAGAUGUAAUAGUAAAAUGGAGUUUGAAGAUUGGAAGAAUAUCUUGACAGCGGAGACUGGUGCAUUCGUACCUAAGUCUAACAUUGCCCCUCCUAUCAGCAAGAGAGUAUUGGUAGUUGAUCUAGGUGGUUCAUCAGUGAGGGCAGGUGUAUUAUCAGAAUCCGAGACCCCCUACCCUCAGGUGUUCUUUCCUUGUGUAGCUGCCACACAGGGUAGAAGUAAGGACAAGACAGCAUAUGGAUUUAAUGCACUAGCACCAGAUUGCAGGGCUACCUCCAAACUUCAUUUUCCUUUCAGGAAACAGGCCAAACUAGAACAGUUCAAGCUGAACAUGUCAAUCACAGAAGGUCUUCUGGAAACGGCAUUCUCUGAACUAUGUGUAGAUCCCAUCGCAUAUACAGUGCUUGUCAUUGUACCAUUCUACAUGGGACCAAAAAUGACUGAAAAGCUGGUUGAAAUGAUUUUUGAUCGUUUCAAUGUAGAGGGAAUCCUUGUCCAAGAGCAGGCAUUGAUGGCACUCUACUCUUAUAAGGCUACCUCAGGCAUUGUGGUUAACAUUGGUGAAAGGGUAGAUAUUGUGCCCAUUGUGGAUGGUUACAUUGUGGAGAAAGGGGUGUACAGGUUACCGUUUGGAGGGAGGCAGAUCACAGAACAUCUCACCAGGCUCCUUACAGAGACAGGACACAGAUUGUUCUCUGAGGUGGAGAAGUACAUUGGAAGAUUGUUGAAAGAGAAGGCCUGUUUUGUAGCCCAAGACUACCAUGCAGAGUUGAAAUUUUGCUCGCUGGAUCCAGAAUUGUGCAGCACUUAUCUUGACUUGGAUAAAUAUGAUGUACCAAAUGGAACAGGGACUAUCAAGUUGGAUUACUCUCGAUUCCGAUGCACUGAAGGUCUGUUUCAUCCGGAAGUAUGGGGCAAGGAUCAUCCUGGUCUACAUACAUUGGUCUACAAUGCCAUUCAAGCAUGUAACAUUGAACAGAGGAAAACAAUGGCCAAGAGCAUCUACCUAUGUGGAGGUACAACCUUAUUACCAGGGAUUGCAGAGAGACUAAGAACAGAACUAACUAAGAUGCUACCUAAGAGUACACUCGUCAAGGUGCAUGCUGCACCAGAGCGAUACCAUGCAGCAUAUAAUGGAGCCAAUGUUCUAGCACCUCUCUCUGCAUUUGAUAACAUGUGUAUUACUAAGGAAGAAUGGAGACAACUAGGACCAACAAGUCUUACAAAGUGGACAACAUCAUAAACAACAUAACUUGUAUGACAGAUGCUCUUAUGAUAAUUCAUUUGUAACUUGGUGAGGUUCAUCCCUUGGGUGUUUCAUCAAUAUUGUUCAACUGAAAAGCUCUCACAUCUGGCACCUACAUCAGAAAAAUCAUUAGUUUUGAUUAGCCGGGAUUUGAGAAACACUGUUACUAUGUCAAUUGUAAGAGAAUGAUAACCUUUCAUAGAAUGGUCUUUCAACAAUACCUAGCUGAACUAGACAAGAAUGAUUUCCAGCCCUAGCAAUGUAUCUUUGAUGAAGCAAAGGUAUAUGCAGUUGUUGCCAAAUGAAGUAUUGGAUCUUGGAUCAACUUGCAGCGAAACCAAGGAUAAGAGCUUUAAUGCAAGUGAACAGUCAAACUCAAAAAUAUAAGUGGAUUAUAAAGCUUAUUAUUACAAAACAAUAUCUUGAAAGGAUCUAAUACUUGGAUCGUAUGCGAAGUAACAUUUUUAGUAAUUAUUUAAUUGAUUAGAAUUUGAGUUUUUUUUUUUACACAUGUAACAUUUAUUUCUUUAUUUUAAUAAAGGAUAAAAGAAAGCUACAUGAAAUGAAGAAGUAAAUUUUCUGAAAAUACAAACUGACAGUGAUUUUAACAGCUUUGUAGUUAUAACUUUCUCCCUUCUCUUUUGAGAAAAAUAACGUCAAAUUGUACCUUUUUAAUAGCAGUUUUUCUUAUAACUAGUUCAAUAUUUAAGUUCAUGAUUGAAAAUUUUGUACCUGAUGUAGUACACGUAUAUUGAAUAUGUAAUAUGGAUGGACUUGUAUAUAGUUUUGACCUGAUUUAUGCAAACUAGUUAGAUUAUCUAGAUCGACAUAAAUUUCUCAAACAUUUCUCAAAAUGGUUUUAAAAAAGGUCUGCAUGUAUGUGUGAUUUAUCCCUUUUUGGCUGAUUUUUUUUAAAUUGAAUACUUAUUUCAACUUUAUAUGAAACAAAUGAAAACUAAAUAGGCGUAGAGUUUGUAUAAUAUUAUAAUCUUGAACCUGCUUCAAGUAAGUGACUAUUAAUUUUCAUUUUCAAAUAUAUAGUUGUAGUAUUGGCAAUGAAGUGUACAUUUUUGUAAAUAAAGAGACAUGGUUAAUGUAUAGUGAGGACACACUUAUGACCCCAUAUUCUAUUUUGUAUACAAAUGAUUUAUCAUGUACAUAGUUGUAAAUAGUUAAUAGAAUAUGAACGCCAGCCAGUAUGUAGAUACAAAUAUGUGCUUUCCAAACUAUAUUUGGAGAUGCUUUUGUAGAAGACCUAUUUUAAUGCUUGUUUUUCUUACUUCGACCAGAUUUUUCAAAAAGUUUGUAAAUCACAGAUUGCAUCCAGAAUGUCUGAGAGAUCAAAUUUAGUACUGAGUUUUAAAGUUUACGUUCGUGAUUGAUUGAUUGUGAAUAAAGCAAAGUUGUAUGAAGUCUUUUAGAUGGAAUUUUUUCUUUUAAGUGUAUUUAAGUGUAUUAAAAUAAACUUGUAGUAUUGUACAGAAAAGAAAUUGAAAACAUGCACUCAAAUAUUUGGUUUAUUUCAUUAUCCCACAUGUAGCUGUGCAUUCAAAAUGCACUAUUUUCAUUCAUUUUCUAUACUCGUCAAAGUCCACCCUGAUGUAAAAUUGAUUUUGAUAAAAGUAGAAAAAUAAGAAAAACUCAUGGCAAAAUUCAGCAAAAAUUCAUUUAAAAAAAUAACGAGUUAUGAAUCCUUAAAGUUUCAAUAUUGUGAUGUCACAUAUAGACAUCUCCUUCAUAUAUCAUGUAAUAUAAACGUCAUAAAUGAUAGAUUUCAAUAAACUGUUUAACCUAUGUAUUCAAUAUACUAUCAGAGAAAAAAACAUUAUGUAAUCCUUAGAAAUAACCCACAUGAACCAUUAAAAAGUGCAAUUUAUUUCAAUUAUGUUACAUGACAUACUAAGGAGCUUUGUGUACCUGCAUGUGCCAUCACCAAAUAUUACAACUUAUUAAGUAUUAAUAACUAUGUUAUUAUAUGUUGGAAAUCUUUGCCAAACCUUCAGUAAUAUCAUUCUCUACUUGUUCUGCUAUUAUCAAAACAAACUUGAAGUCAGUGUAGACUUUCCCUGUGAUCAUACAUGUAUUCUAGCUUUCAAACUAUUUCUAAAUAUGCAAAUUAAUUUUCACUAUUUAUAGUUAGUAUAUUACAAGAGCUUUUCUUAUUAAUCACUGAAAUGUUAUCUUCAUAUUGGUUUUUAUAUCAGCGAUAUAAAAUCAUUUUUUUGUGUUUUAUUAUGUAUUUCUUUUUCUUUUUGCUGGAAUAUGGUCUCUCUGGAGAAAUUCUACUUUCUGAAUCAUUUUAUUCCUUUAUAUUGAAGAAAUACGGUAUGUUUUGGAAUGUAAUAAAAGCAACAGCAAUAUAGGAUAGUUAUAUUCAUAUUUGUCUACCGGUAUAUUUUUUCUUAAAAAUCUGUCUCAAUAUUGAAUCAUUUUUAGAAAGAACAAAAUUUUCAACAUUUUAUAUAUUGUCUUUCUUGCAAAUUAAUUUAAAAAAAAUUAAUUCUCACUGUACUGUAUACUUAUGUGAAGUUUAUUAAAUGAUCUGCUUUGAAAGCAGUAAUAGUGAAUUAAUAUAUAUGUAUGAACAGAUUUUUCUAUUAUAUAAAUGUAUCACCAUGUGCAAUUAGUUUCACACUCAUUUUUAUUGCAAUAGAUAUUUUGUAUGUAUUCAUUUUUUGCUUAUCCCUUAUCAUUUUGAGCUUUAGUAUAACACGAUCAAACUAUGAAUUUAUCAUAAAGCUGGACUUUUCUAUAUAUUUGUUAAUGUGAGCAGUUUUGAAUUUUUAAUAAUAGCUGAUGAUUAAAUAACUCAUAUGUGAUAGUAUCUUUAUCCCAGAGUGUUUAUAAAUAUAUUGGAUGAAAGUCUUUUAUGGAUAAUGAACGUAUUGAUAGUCAAAACAAUGAUCACUGCAAUAAUAAAGAUAUGAAAAUUA